Thamnophis elegans (Western terrestrial garter snake) is the source of this 1135-nucleotide messenger RNA. It is a transcript of the gene RABAC1, whose product is annotated as Rab acceptor 1. Bases 130 to 711 code for a protein of 193 amino acids. The transcript is spliced from 6 exons. The record is from RefSeq and is a predicted model, not a curated record. Gene Ontology annotation, cellular component: Golgi apparatus. Lineage: Eukaryota; Metazoa; Chordata; Lepidosauria; Squamata; Natricidae.
GAGGUUCUGUUGCCAGGGGCAACCCCGGAUGCAGGAGAAGCUGGACCGCGCAGCAUCGCAGGGGGCGCUUUUUUUUGUCCCAGGUCGCGGAUGCCCGGGAGGAGAAAAGCUUCUCCGUCUUAAUUUACCAUGGCUGGUAAAACUGGAUCAGAACAUCUCUUUAAUGCAGCCACUGAGGUCGAGACAACUGGAGCGUUGUUGAGCAACAAGAUCAACAUCCCAGCACUCUUGCCCCAAGGCCCAGCCAAGGAAUGGCUAGAUCAGCGUCGGGCUACCAUUCGCCCCUGGGCCAACUUUGUGGACCAGAGGCGUUUUGCGAAGCCUCAGAAUUUUGGGGUGCUGUGUAAACGGCUUGUCCGCAACGUGGAAUAUUUCCAGAGCAAUUACGUCUUUGUCUUCCUAGGACUUAUCGUCUAUUGCCUCAUCACCUCACCUUUACUUCUGAUUGCGCUUGCGGUGUUCUUCGGGGCCUGUUACAUCAUGUACUUGAAGACCCAACAGUCACAGCUUGUUCUUCUUGGGCGAGAACUCAGCACAGCCCAUCAAUACAGUCUGGCCGGAGCUGUCUCUUUUCCUUUCUUCUGGCUGGCGGGCGCUGGCUCAGCCGUCUUUUGGGUUCUGGGCGCCACCUUGGUGGUCAUUGGUUCCCACGCCGCCUUCCACGAACUGGAAUCCGCCGAGACCGAUGAGCUGCAGAUGGAGCCGGUGUAAAAAAGCUGCAGAACCUCCUCUCAAGCCCAUCUCCCCUCUCCCCUCCCGCAUUCAUUGGCUGUUACAUUGCCUGCGUAUCCCAAUCGCUGCUAUUUCAUUCCAGGUUGAGAUGCCGACUUAAACUGCAAUGCCUCCCGAACCUUGAAAACUCCCCCUGGCUCCCCUAUAUCGAGGAUGUCCUUCCGUUUCUGAUUUUUUUUUUUUUAGAUAUUUCUCCAUCUCUGAAGGUCUAAUUCCCAGUAGCCGUGGUUUUUUUUUAUUUUUUCAUUGCGUAUGUAGUAGAAUGCCGCUGCGAGAUUCUCCCCUCUGUAAGUUUUUAGAUCUCCUCCUUGCUUUCCCCGUAGCUUAGAAGCCCCCCCAUGCAGAAAACCUCCUCCCUCCUCCUGCCUCUGAUCGGCUGCAUUAAAGAAAACGGUGACAUUAA